Messenger RNA from Dermacentor andersoni, 1563 nucleotides. RefSeq lists its product as uncharacterized. NCBI's taxonomy places the organism in Eukaryota, Metazoa, Arthropoda, Arachnida, Ixodida, Ixodidae. The record is from RefSeq and is a predicted model, not a curated record.
AUGCCGGGAAGACCCGUGGCAGAAGAAGCAGACGUUACACACUCCCCAUACUUCCGUGUCGUCGUCAUCCUGGCCCUAGCCUCCAGCGCCCUUGCUGGAUUCCUUCACGGUGGCUACAAUCUCGGCCAUGGUGUCGGCCUAACCAGCUACGGUCUCAGCCACGGGAUUGGCUACUCCGGCCUCACCGGCUUCGGUGUCGGCCACGGCCUUGCCUACGGACCAGCCUCCGGCUACGCUGUUGCUGGCCCAGCUCUCUCUGGAGCCGUGUCCGCCUACCAUGCUGCUCCAGCCGUGGCCACUGUACACGCUGCCCCAGCUGUCACUGCUGUCCACGCUGCGCCAGCUGUCGCUACCUACGCCGCAGCUCCAGUCGCCACCGUCGCCGCUGCUCCAGUGGUGUCCCGCGUGACCACCUACCAGUCCGCCCCAGUUGUCGCCGCCGCCCCAGCUGUCGCGACCGUGGCCGCUGCUCCAGCCGUGUCCCGCUUCACUACCUACCAGUCAACUCCACUCGUUGCCGCUGCUCCAGCUGUGUCACGCGUCACCUACCAGGCCGCCCCAGCUGAGACUAAGGUCUACCAGAGCGCACCAGUCGUCGCUGCCGCUCCAGCUGUCUCUCGCGUCACCUACCAGGCGGCACCAGCUGUCACUAAGGUAUACCAGAGCGCCCCAGUAGUCGCGGCUGCCCCCGCUGUGUCCCGCGUCACCUACCAGUCUGCCCCAGCUGUGACCAAGGUCUUCCAGUCUUCUCCAGUCGUUGCUGCCCCAGCUGCAUCGCGUGUCGCCUACCAGGCCGCCCCAGCUGUGACCAAGGUCUUCCAGUCGUCUCCAGUCGUUGCUGCCCCAGCUGUCUCCCGUGUCGCCUACCAGGCUGCACCAGCUGUGACCAAGGUCUACCAGAGCGCCCCAGUUGUCGCCGCUGCCCCAGCUGUUGCUACCGUGGCUGCUGCGCCCGCCGUGUCGCGCGUCACCACCUUCCAGUCUGCUCCAGCUGUCGCCACAUACGCCGCCCCAGCUGUCGCCAAAGUGUUCCAGUCUACCCCAGUUGUGGCUGCCGCUCCUGCUGUGGCAACCGUCGCCCAUGCUGCCCCUGUCGCCACCUACGCGGCUGCCCCAGCUUUCGCUACCGUUCAUGCCACCCCAGCUGUUGCUACUACCACCGUUCACCAUGCCCCAGCUGUCGCCACUGUCGCCCACGCUGUCCCAACCUUCGCUGCCUACCACGCCACCCCAGUCUACGGCUACGGUGUUGGAAGCCUAGGCUACGGCGCUGGUCACUAUGGUCUCGGCCACGGCUUCGGUGUCUACGGACUGAACUAUGGCUAUGGUCUUGGCACUCCCUUUUACUACAACACCCUCGUCCGCAGGAAGAAGUAAAUUAUUCUACUCUUCAGAGGACAUGGAGCACAGAAAAGAAAAUGAAGACCAUGCUGUGCUUAGACACAUUUGUGCAUAUUGUUAAAUAUUCUUUCACAAUAAAUGUUUUCAUUGUACAGAAUGUGGUGGUGAUGGUAGCCAUGAUCCUGCUACAGGUACAAUAAUAAAGGUGCAUGUAGGUGACAA